This is a messenger RNA of Adineta ricciae, 501 nucleotides long. NCBI's taxonomy places the organism in Eukaryota, Metazoa, Rotifera, Eurotatoria, Adinetida, Adinetidae. The record is from the annotation of a GenBank genome assembly.
AUGACUACGGCGUCUUCAUCAUCUUCAAUUGCAGAAGAAUCAUCGAUAAUCAUCCCUAUCGUUCUCUCCCAAAAAGGAAAACCUAUGAUUGAAUUGAAUAAGUAUUUAUUCAAAUCAAACAAAGAGGGCGAAACCAGCAAAUAUUGGAUCUGUACGUUCAAUGAUUGUUCGACCAAAAUUCAUACUAAUCUAAACAAUGAUUUUAUUCGACAAAUCACUGAACAUUGUCACCCUGCAGAAGAAGACAAAACUGUUCGUGAAUUCUGUGAAUGUGUCAAACAACGAGCUAUUCUAGAGACAAUACCCAUUCCACGUAUAUACGAUGAAGAAUGUGAAAAGAUUUUGUUGUCACUCGCAGCAAUAUCGAUUUUAGCGAGCGAAAGGGAGAUGAGUAGUGCAAUCAAUAAAGCACGUCAUCGCGGUACGCCUAUUAUCCCCACAACUCAUAUGUUUGAAAUACCUGACGUAUUUACACAGACAUUGAGAGAGAAUGCCUUUUGA